AUGCCGGCAACCAAGAGAAAGCUCGACUCUGUGGCUGAAGACGCCAUGGACGUCUCACCUGCCAAACGACAGGAGUUAGAGCAGCUGUCACAAGCAGAGCUUGUUGGACGCGUAGUAACUCUUGAGUUGCAGGUGGCCUCCCUCACCACUGAGCUCGACUUUUCGAAGCAACAAUCCACAAAGGCUGAGAGUACGAAAGCCCUCAAGCCCAACGGAAAUGCCACUGUUCCCGCUACAGAGUGGUCGAAGGAGAAGAUCAGCGAGACAACUUCGAAGAUCGCAAAGGUAAUGUAUCGCGAGAUCAAGAAGCAAAUGAAGUGGCAGAUCCUCAGACUGCCCGAAGAGAACGGCAAAGGCAAAGCUUGGAAACAGAAGAAGAUCCCUCGCGAGGACUUUGAGCGGCGUGUCGGUCACAUCGACGCGUCCAUUCGCUACGGUAGCCUCAAGGUCACCAGCGCCAUGAUCAACGCCAAGUGGGAUCAGGAGACCCGGAUGUUGACACACUGGCAUCCAACUCGCAAUCCGUCCGCAGGAGGUGGACAAGGGGAAGGGCAAGCACAGGCCGGGACUGGUGGCUGGGACGAAGAAGAGGACGAGUAUACUGACGACGAUGAUGGUGACGGAGAGGACGAAGAUGACGAUGACUGGAAUGCUCCCACAGUCGCCAAUGCUUCUUCCAGCCAGACCUACUCAAAAUCCCGCCUCAAGCAAUCCGCAACAACUAGACCAAACUACAGCAUUGCUGCCAAGAACGAUAAAUUCGCCAAUGACGCGCAGGCUGGGCUUCCAGAAGGCUGGGAAAGGCGAGAGAACGACUUCGGCCGCACGUACUAUGUUGAUCACAACACACAGUCCACAAGCUGGCGUCGACCAGCACGACGGGCAAAGAAUACACCAUCAACCUCCAAACCCAGCAGGCCCACCAGCAGUCGAGGCACGCGAACCAAAUGCGAGCGCUGCUUCACAUGGUUUGAGUCAAAGGAGCGCUACGAUCGUCAUCGACGUCGCAAGGACUCCGGAUGCGAUUCUCACCGAGUCUGUUUCCCAGGCAUGGAGAACAUGGACCACGCCAAGAAACAUCACCACAAACGCUGCUUUGUUGAGGGCUGUGACAGUAAAUUUGCUAGGCACGAUUACUCGGACGAGACAAUUCAAGAUCAUGUGUUCGAGAAACACACUGCUAGACGGCGCUAA
Messenger RNA from Cyphellophora attinorum, 1194 nucleotides. RefSeq lists its product as uncharacterized. The transcript is spliced from 6 exons. The record is from RefSeq and is a predicted model, not a curated record. Gene Ontology annotation, molecular function: protein binding. NCBI's taxonomy places the organism in Eukaryota, Fungi, Ascomycota, Eurotiomycetes, Chaetothyriales, Cyphellophoraceae. Bases 1 to 1194 code for a protein of 397 amino acids.